AUGGCCGAGACCUACCCAGAACCCGAAUUGCUCUGGCAGCAUCCCUCGCCAAACGACACGAAGCUGCACGAUUUCCUCCGGAAGGUCAACGCUAAAUACAACAAGUCAUUCUCCACAUAUCGCGAGUUACAUCAAUGGAGCAUAGAAAAUGUGGCAGACUCUUGGGGCGAGAUCUGGGACUAUGUGGGUGUUCGUACCUCGCAGCCCUAUACCGCAGUCAUUUCCAGUGAGACGACCAUGUUCCCUCGCCCUGCCUGGUUUGCCGGCGCAAAGCUCAAUUUUGCCGAGAACUUGUUAUUUCCCACACAAUCCGUCGACGAGUCCUCUCCCGCCAUCAUAGCCGCGACGGAAACGACAAGAGAGAUCGUGUCUUGGAAAGAGCUGAGGGAACGAGUGAGGCGAUGUCAAGGCGGCAUGAAGUCGCUAGGAUUGAAACAUGGAGAUCGAGUCGCUGGAUAUGUUGCGAAUCACACCAAUGCUCUCGUAGCUAUGCUGGCUACCAGCAGCAUUGGAGCAAUUUGGACAGCUGUGAGCCCGGAUACGGGAGUUGGAGCUGUCCUCGAUCGCAUGGUGCAGAUCGAGCCAACAUUGCUGUUUACGGACAAUGCAGUAAUGUACAAUGGCAAGACGCACCCUGUUUUGCCAAAGGUGAAGGACAUUUCAGAGGGACUCCCGUCGCUAAAGGCAACCAUCAUCUUCGACACGGUCUCUUCAAUGGGCUUCAAUGUUGAAGGUCUGUCUUCUGAGCUCGCGGAAAAGGUGUAUACUUAUGAGAAGUUCAUCUCGACAUCGUCAAGUUCAGGCAGCUUGGAAUUCGAGCAGCUAGAUCCCGACGUGCCUGUGUACAUCUUGUAUUCUUCUGGCACAACGGGAGCGCCCAAGUGCAUUGUGCACGGUGCAAUUGGUACCCUCAUUCAACACAAGAAAGAGCACAUCUUGCAAUCUGAUAUCCGGCCCGGCGAUCGAUUGUUCUACUUCACAACCUGCACAUGGAUGAUGUGGCAUUGGCUAGUCUCUGGUCUUGCGGCGGGCGCGACUCUUGUCUUGUACGAUGGCUCUCCGUUCCAAUAUCUUUCCAAUGGCGAAAGCGUCAAGGACGACUUGGCUAUGCCUAAGCUGAUCGAUGAGCUGGGUAUCGCGCAAUUCGGCACCAGCGCGAAGUAUCUGUCAGUGCUCGAGCAACGAAAUGUCAUGCCCCGCGACAGUGGUCUGUCAUUGAAAACUCUCAAGGCAAUCUACUCCACUGGCUCGCCGCUCGCACCUUCGACCUUUCAAUACGUAUAUCGCGCGUUUGGUGCUGUGAAUCUCGGAUCGAUCACUGGGGGAACUGACAUCAUUUCCCUGUUCGGAGCACCAUGCCCACUCCAUCCAGUCUAUACGGGAGAGAUCCAAGUUCUUGGUCUUGGUAUGGCAUGUCAAGCAUGGGAUUUUGAGGGCAAAGACGUCUCGAAAUCAGGCGAGCCAGGCGAUCUCGUCUGCGCGAAGCCCUUCCCAUGUCAGCCUGUCAUGUUCUGGGGCAAAGACGGCGAGAGCAAGUACAAGGCAUCAUACUUUGAGGAGUUUCCAGGCGUUUGGCACCAUGGAGACUUCAUCCGCUUCAACCCAGAGACAGGAGGCUUGAUCAUGCUCGGCCGAUCUGAUGGCGUGCUUAAACCAAGCGGCGUACGAUUCGGAUCUGCAGAACUGUACAACGUGCUUCUGAAGCACUUUCCAGACCAGGUCGAGGACGGCCUGGCCAUCGGCCGCAGGCGUGCCGAUGAUGACGAUGAGACGGUCGUGCUUUUCCUGAAGAUGAAGGAGGGCGCCACAUUUUCCGACGAACUGGUGCAGAACAUUCAGUCUAUGGUGCGGAAAGAGUUGAGCGCAAGACAUGUGCCGGGUGUCAUCGACGAGUGUCCUGACAUUCCGUUCACGACGAAUGGAAAGAAGAUUGAGAAAAGCGUCAAGCAGAUUCUGUGUGGGUUGAAUAUCAAGACGAGCACCAGUGUCGCGAACCCGGAAUGUCUGAAGUUUUACAAGCAGUGGAGUGAGACUCAUUGA
Zymoseptoria tritici IPO323 is the source of this 2040-nucleotide messenger RNA. RefSeq lists its product as uncharacterized. The coding region runs from base 1 to 2040 and encodes 679 amino acids. The record is from RefSeq and is a predicted model, not a curated record. NCBI's taxonomy places the organism in Eukaryota, Fungi, Ascomycota, Dothideomycetes, Mycosphaerellales, Mycosphaerellaceae. Gene Ontology annotation, molecular function: acetoacetate-CoA ligase activity. Gene Ontology annotation, biological process: lipid metabolic process. Gene Ontology annotation, cellular component: cytosol. The transcript has a single exon.